This is a messenger RNA of Macrosteles quadrilineatus (aster leafhopper), 529 nucleotides long. Its product is annotated as zinc metalloproteinase nas-13-like. The transcript has 4 exons. The record is from RefSeq and is a predicted model, not a curated record. Gene Ontology annotation, molecular function: metalloendopeptidase activity. NCBI's taxonomy places the organism in Eukaryota, Metazoa, Arthropoda, Insecta, Hemiptera, Cicadellidae. Gene Ontology annotation, biological process: proteolysis. Bases 103 to 525 code for a protein of 140 amino acids.
GUUGAAAUAGUGCGCAGCCAAGUUCCAGAAUCUUGCAGCACAACUGUCGGUCGAAUAGGAGGUAGACAGACCCUCGACCUGGGAGAUAGAUGCUUCGGCGCGAUGCAUGGCUACAGAGGAGCCAUCCGCCACGAGAUGUUACACACCCUGGGCUUCAUACACGAGCAACAGAGAUUGGACAGGGACUGCUUCGUCUGGGUCUACAAAAAGGCUAUAUUAGAAAGUCCGUAUGACUACGCAGUCACACUGGACACAUCCACGUCAUUUCCGUACGAUGUGAAGAGCAUCAUGCACUACCCACCAAGCAAAAAUAUGGUUCCUAUACAAUUAGGGGAAGACAUCGGUAACAAAGCCGGCCUUCUAUCCAAAAUGGACAAAAUGAAACUGAACUAUAUGUAUUGCGGGGGAAAGUCUUACUGCGAGAUAGAUCCAUUUAACUGCAAAAUACUCAGACAAGUUGUGAAGAGGUGUAAACUAAUGCUGGAUAAAUCGGAUAACUAUGUGACUCAUGAAUACCGUGGAUGAGUUC